AUGGGGGCUCCUUUGGGAAUUUCUCAUAACCAUAUCCCUAUUAGAGCUGUUUUACAGAAAUGGUGGAGCGUUAAACCGAAGAAUAGGGUGCAUAAGCUUUUGUUACAUUCUAUCCCAGUCAUUAUUUGCUGGGAAAUUUGGAAAUCUUGGAAUGCUUGCAGGUAUGGAGACAGAACUAGUUUCUCUCAGUAUCACAUGAUUAAGCAGUGCAUUUGGAACAUCAAAGCUGUCAUUAAUGACUCCUUUCCCAGUAUUGAAAUUAAUGGCAACUGGAUUAAUAUAUGUGACAAAAUAGAGAGUUUGUGUCCUGUGAUUAAGUGCACUACAGUCUACUGGAAAUCUCCGGCAAGGGGGAUGAUCAAAUUGAACACUGAUGGAAGUUCCAUUAGUACAAAUGGGAAAGCUGGUAUAGGAGGAGUUGUGAGCAAUGAACAAGGAGACUUCAUUAUGGGAUUUUCUAUUCCAGUUAACAGCUCUAGUAACAAUCAUGCUAAAAUGGAGGCUGCAAGCUUUGGAAGUAACUGGUGUAUUCAAAAUGGUUUCACCAAUAUCCAUAUUGAGUUAGAUUCCUUAUUGAUAACUGAGAUGUUGAUCAAGAAGGACACUAAGAAUAUGAAACUUAAGCAUAUGGUGAAAGCUACCUCAAACACAUUAAGAGGAGCUAAUGUCAUUUUCACUCACUCAUCUAAUAACGGGACAUCUCAGGCCAUUCCAACUUGUAGGAGAGUUUAUAAUGUAGACACUGGCGACACUUGUGACAAUAUUAUCGAGUUUUUCAAUCUAAAAGCAGAGGACUUCAGUUCUUUAAAUCCAAAUCUUAACUGUGAUGAUCUUUUCCUAGGUGAAUAUCUCUGUCUCAAUGGCACCUUAUCUACUUGA
This is a messenger RNA of Lycium ferocissimum, 879 nucleotides long. RefSeq lists its product as uncharacterized. The coding region runs from base 1 to 879 and encodes 292 amino acids. The transcript has 2 exons. Gene Ontology annotation, molecular function: nucleic acid binding; RNA-DNA hybrid ribonuclease activity. Lineage: Eukaryota; Viridiplantae; Streptophyta; Magnoliopsida; Solanales; Solanaceae. The record is from RefSeq and is a predicted model, not a curated record.